Trichoplusia ni (cabbage looper) is the source of this 2288-nucleotide messenger RNA. RefSeq names its product 2-aminoethanethiol dioxygenase. The record is from RefSeq and is a predicted model, not a curated record. Gene Ontology annotation, molecular function: oxidoreductase activity, acting on single donors with incorporation of molecular oxygen, incorporation of two atoms of oxygen. Gene Ontology annotation, cellular component: mitochondrion. Lineage: Eukaryota; Metazoa; Arthropoda; Insecta; Lepidoptera; Noctuidae. The transcript has a single exon. Bases 17 to 886 code for a protein of 289 amino acids.
AUUGACUAAAAACAAAAUGACGUUUGUUGACAGUUGUGCUUUGUUAUCGUCUAGAUUAUUUUCUACAUUUUUUAUAAGAACAAAAUUUUUGUGUACUAAUACAGUCAGAUUUCAUAUGGAUGUAAGAGAUGAAGCAAAGUCGACAAUGGAACUUGUCAAUAUCCCGUCGAUUGUGUCCAUUUACCGGCAGGCGCUGAAAACGUUCGAUGACAAUAGCAAACGUAAUCUUAAUACAAACUUGAGCAAGCUGAAAUCUAUGAUGGAUAAACUAAAAUCGGAAGAUUUGGGAUUCGAUAAAACUUUAGGCGAAUACGAAAUUUGGAGUUCACCAAACAAAGCACCAUGUACGUAUAUAGAAGUGUUCCAGAAUAGUCAAAUAAACAUGAGUAUUUUUGUUUUGAAGCCGGGUUUCAAAAUGCCUCUGCACGAUCACCCUCACAUGCACGGCUUAUUGAAAGUGAUAUCGGGCGCUGUGAAUAUCCGCAGUUUUUCGGAGUUUCCUCUGAAAGAAGCAGUUAAUUUGAUAGAUUUCAAAGUCCGAGCGAAGCACGAAGCAGCGCGCCUGGCUCAGGGCAUCCACAAGCGAAGAAGACUAUUUGCAGAAGUAACCAGCAAUCGUAUUUGCACAGCUGAUGCCGAGACUUGCACAUUAACACCAACUAUAUCCAACUACCAUGAACUGGAAGCCUUGGACCUACCGGCAGCAUUCUUUGACAUCCUCUCACCACCUUACGAUACACUAAUAGAAGGUAUUGGACCAAGAAGGUGUCGCUACUAUAGUGUUGCUAAUGAAAUCAGCUCUAAUUUAGUAGAACUACAAGAAACAGAAGUGCCAAAAUGUUUCUUUUGUGAUCAAGCACCUUAUUUAGGGCCAUUGCUUGGCUAGGUACAAAUUAAUUAUGUAGGUAGGUAGCUAUUUGAAUUGAGGGUUUUGCAAAUUAAGUAUGAAGGUCCAAGUUAAGUUCCUGGUGAUGCAACUUCAUUGGUGACUUAUGCCAGUUAUGGUAUCAAAAUUUAUAGUGCAAAUUGAAUGUGCAUUAUCUUGAAACUGUUUAUAUCCUUUUUGUUUUAAGUCUAACCUCACAAUCAUGAUAUUAAGACAUCCACCAUAAGUUACCAUUAAGUAUACCCAUAGUUAUGUGAAUACCCUUCCAUUUGCUUGAUAAUUAUUGCAUUUAUACUUCCUAAAUACGUAAGAAUCAUCAUUUUCUAUUUCAUAUGAUAAUUAUGAUGAAAUAGUGAGUCAUUGUAUCCAUACCUGCACACUUUGUAGAUAACUUAUAAUUUUCAUUUUUAAUUGGCAACUAGAAGAUUAUGACUGUAUUAUUGUUUAAUGUUGUUUUGUACCUCAUAUUAUAAGUCUGGCUAUUAUUCUUAUUGGAUUCAAUACAUUUUUUUCGCUUUGUAAUUGCAUGAACAUAUUUCACCAAAAAAUAAUGUUUUGGUUGUUUUUAAAAUUACUAUUUUCUGUUUGGUUUCCUAUAAACUAUAUUCUUGUAAUCUUUCUUUUUCGAUGACUUUUCUUCUAGAUAGGACUUAGCAGUUCCUUUGCUCAUUAAUUACAAGAUAAUUGCUAGAAUGUUUUAAGUCUAUUGUUUAUUUUUACCACUACCUGUGUCAUUAGUAUUGUUUAUGUUAUGUAAAUGUUCGACCAUUGUGCAUGCAUGACAUAGCCAUAAUAUUUAACUAGUUUUGUUCAUUGAAUUGUUCACAAUGCAUGAGGCCAUAGUGGGGAACUGUUGUCAUCACAAUCAUUAUAUAAUGACGAACUCCAUUUUAUAAAAAUGAAGUUCUGCCCGUCAAAAUGAGGCUCUAAAAGUAAUUUUUAUUAACAUGACAAUAAAAUUAAUGAAACGUCACAAAAUUGUAAUUGGUUUAAAUAAUUAUGUAUUUCGUAUUUUCGUACACUGUCAUCAAAUCCAUUUUUUUUAAAGAGUAUUUUAUGUCAUUUUAAGAUUAAAGUGAAGUAAAAUAUGAACAUUCCAAACGAAACAUAGAUACAUGUCAUUGUUUAGAUAGAGGAAUAUUGAUUAGUUACUGAUCUCUAAGACCGUUAUAUGUAACUGAAAUGUAAUAGUUUAAAUAAUUGUUACUAAUAGGAACGAUAGGUCUCGCCUUAUGAAGAUUUUUAGUCAACAAAACGUGAUUCUCGGAGUGAUGCCAGAAUUUAUAAAUUUGUAACUAAAUUAAUGAAUGUAUUGUAAUUAAUUAAGGAACAUUGUUUAGAAAUAAGUUUCGUUCCCCAGGAAUAGUAUUGAUUGUUUUGUUAAUAAAAUCUUUAAUUUGUU